Messenger RNA from Miniopterus natalensis, 5053 nucleotides. RefSeq names its product nidogen 2 (gene NID2). Gene Ontology annotation, cellular component: plasma membrane. NCBI's taxonomy places the organism in Eukaryota, Metazoa, Chordata, Mammalia, Chiroptera, Miniopteridae. The record is from RefSeq and is a predicted model, not a curated record. Gene Ontology annotation, biological process: canonical Wnt signaling pathway; cell-matrix adhesion. Gene Ontology annotation, molecular function: Wnt-protein binding; calcium ion binding; Wnt receptor activity.
AUGUCUCAGCGCGCGUCCCGAAGGGCACCGACCACACGCCGGGGGUUUUCCAGCCCUUCCCGGGAGCGCUUUCCCCCGGGGAGGAAAACAGAGCUCUCGACCUGGACGGAACUCAGGAGUCGGCCAGCCCCGCUGGCUUCCUACGAAGACGCGAUUUUGAUUUUCGACGGGGCGUCUCCGGGCGGAGAGACGCGCUCGCGGAGGCUGGCGCCGCCGCGGCUGCUGCUGCUGCUGCUGCUGCCCCGGGCCGCGGGGCUGCACCCCAGCGGGCUCUUCCCUUACGGGCAGUUUCGGGGGGACCAGCUUCUGAAGGAAGGCGACGACGAAAGCUCCGCCGCGGUGAAGCUGGCGAGUCCCCUGCGCUUCUACGACGCCCAGUUCAGCUACCUCUACGUGGGCACCAACGGCAUCAUCUCCACCAAGGACUUCCCCAGGGAGACCCAGUAUGUGGACGAUGGUUUCCCUACGGACUUCCCGGCCAUUGCUCCCUUUCUGGCCGACAUCGACACGAGCCAGGGCAGGGGCAGGAUCCUGUACCGCGAGGACACGAGUCCCCAGGUGCUGGGCCUGGCCGCCCGCUACGCGCGCGCAGGCUUCCCCAGCACCGCGGCCGGCUUCGCCCCCACGCACGCCUUCCUGGCCACCUGGGAGCAGGUGGGCGCCUACGAGGAGCCCAGGCUCGGGGCGCCGCCCUCGCGGGAGCUGAAUACUUUCCAGGCAGUUUUGGCAUCUGAUGAGUCUGAUACCUACGCCUUCUUUCUUUAUCCUGCCAAUGGCCUUCAGUUCUUUGGAACUCGCCCCAAAGAGUCCUACAACGUCCAGCUCGAGCUUCCAGCCCGGGUGGGCUUCUGCCGAGGGGAGACUGAUGACCCGAAGAGAGAGGGUCCAUAUUUUAGCUUGACCAGCACUGAACAAUCUGUGAAAAAUCUCUAUCAACACAGCAACCUGGGGAUCCCCGGAGUGUGGGCUUUUCAUGUCGGCAGCACCUCCCCACUGGACAAUGUCAAGCCAGCAACAGUUGGGGGAUUCCUUCCCCAAGCCCACCCUUCAGCUUCUCAGGAACAUGGCUUCAGCCAUGCUGUAGCCCUGGAACGAAACUACAGCGAGGAUGAUUUGGAUUAUUACGAUGAGGCGGAGGGCGAAGCUGAGCACCCACUGACUGAACCAGAAGACGUGUCAAGAGGCCACAGCGAUAUCAGUGUUUCCUUCCACUCAAAAGCUGACCCAAGGCCAGUAGGAGGGGGUCUCUCUCCUCCAGAUUCCCACCCAACCUCCCCUUUGCAUCCAACACCUAGAAAUAGGCCAUUCUACCCCAAAACAGAAUCUGUCACCUUGGACCCUCAAACCAAAGAGGGGAGGCUUGUGAAGGAGAUAGAUACCCUAGAUGUAAGAGGCCCGGCUGAGUCUUCUGAAUGGACCAGAGGCCCUGCUCCAUCAGAGAUACAAGAAAAUUCACCCGAUCCUUCCCAGGGAUCCCCAACUCCCUCCCUUGAAAACAGAAGCAUCAGACCCGACCCAGAUGGAGGGGCACUGCCUUCAGAAGGGGGUGCUUCUCGGGCCCAUCACGAAGGAGAUCUGGUUCUGCCCAGGUCCUCCCUGCCAGGUCACACAACGCCACAGGAUCCCGGGAGGCACGUGCAAGGGGCGGAAGACGGCAACAGUCCCAAUACGGGGGUCUUCACCUAUAGGUCUUCCAUCAAGGAGACCUGCGAACACAACCACGGACAGUGCUCCCGGAACGCCUUCUGCACCGACUACGCCACCGGCUUCUGCUGCCACUGCCAGUCCAGGUUUAACGGGAAUGGCAAGCACUGCCUGCCGGCAGGGGAACCUCAUCGAGUUAAUGGGAAAGUGAGCGGCCACCUCCUCGUGGACCACACGCCCGUGACCUUCAAUGACGCGGACCUGCAUGCGUACAUCGUGAGCAAUGAUGGCAGAGCCUACACGGCCAUCAGUCACAUCCCACAGCCCGCGGCCCAGGCCCUUCUCCCCCUCACACCCAUCGGAGGCCUGUUUGGCUGGCUCUUCGCUUUAGAGAAACCGGGCUGGGAAAACGGCUUCAGCCUCACAGGUGCUACAUUUAUCCAUGACAUGGAAGUUACUUUCUAUCCAGGAAAGGAGAGGGUUCGAAUCACUCAAGCUGCUGAGGGACUUGACCCAGAGGACUAUCUGGUCACUAAGACCAACAUUCAAGGCCAGGUGCCUUACAUCCCAGCGGGUUUCACAGCCCAUGUGGCUCCCUACAAGGAGCUUUACCACUACUCGGACUCAGCUGUGACCUCCACAAGUUCCAGAGACUACUCUCUCACCUUUGGUGCCACCAACCGGACAUUGUCCUACCGCAUCCACCAGAACAUCACCUACCAGGCGUGCAGGCACGCCCCCAGGACCCUGGGCGCCCCCGCCACCCGGCAGCUGACCGUGGACCGGGUCUUUGCCUUGUACAGUGAUGAAGAAAGAGUGCUUAGAUUUGCUGUAAGCAAUCAAAUUGGCCCUGUGGAAGAGCACUCAGACCCCACACCAGUGAAUCCUUGCUACGAUGGGAGCCACACAUGCGGCACAACAGCCCAGUGCCACCCGGGAACAGGUGUAGACUACACCUGCAAGUGCGCACCUGGGUACCAGGGAGAUGGACGGAGUUGCGUGGAUGUAAAUGAAUGUGCAACUGGCUUCCAUCGCUGUGGCCCCAACUCUGUGUGUAUCAACCUGCCGGGAAGCUACAGGUGUGAAUGCCGGAGCGGUUACAGGCUUGCCGAGGACCAGCACACCUGCAUCUUGAUUGCCCCACCUCCCAACCCCUGUGAGGACGGCAGCCACACCUGCGCUCCCGCCGCCCGGGCCCGGUGCGUCCACCACGGAGGCAGCGCCUUCAGCUGCGUCUGCCUGCCUGGCUACUCCGGCAGCGGGCACCAGUGUACCGAUGUUGAUGAAUGUUUGGAGAACAGAUGUCACCCCUCGGCUACCUGCUACAAUACCGCUGGCUCCUUCUCCUGCCGCUGCCAACCUGGCUAUCACGGGGACGGACUUCAGUGCACACCUGAUAACACCUCGGGACUGACAACCUGUGAGCGUCAACAGCUUGCCGCCCAGGCUCAGCACACCUACCCAGGCACCAGGAUCCACAUCCCCCAGUGUGACGAGCAGGGCCACUUCCUGCCACUGCAGUGCCACGGUGGCACCGGCUUCUGCUGGUGCGUGACCCCUGAUGGGCAUGAAGUCCCUGGUACCCGUACUCCACCCGGCUCUAACCCACCUCACUGCGGACCACCAGCGCCCACCCAGAGGCCCCCGACCAUGUGUGAGCGCUGGAGGGAAAGCCUGCUGCAGCACUACGGAGGCACGCCCAGGGAUGACCAGUACGUGCCGCAGUGCGAUGACCUGGGCCACUUCGUCCCCAUGCAGUGCCACGGGAAGAGCGAGUUCUGCUGGUGUGUGGACAGAGAUGGCAGAGAGGUGCCGGGCACCCGCUCCCAGCCGGGCACCACCCCUGCAUGUAUACCCACGGUUGCUCCACCCUCGGUCCGACCCACCCCUCGGCCUGACGUGAUCCCUCCUUCCGUGGGCACCUUCCUGCUCUAUGCCCAGGGCCAGCAGAUUGGCUACUUGCCCCUCAGUGGCACCAGGCUUCAGAAGGAUGCAGCAAGGACCCUGCUGUCACUGCAGGGCUCCAUAGUUGUGGGGAUUGACUACGACUGCCGGGAGAGGAUGGUGUACUGGACAGACGUCGCUGGACGGACCAUUAGCCGUGCCAGUCUGGAACCGGGAGCAGAGCCAGAGACAAUCAUUAACUCAGGUCUGAUAAGCCCUGAGGGCCUUGCCAUUGAUCACUUUCACAGAACGAUGUACUGGACAGACAGCGGCCUGGACAAAAUAGAGAGGGCCAGGCUGGACGGCUCUGAGCGCAGGGCUCUCUUCCACACGGACCUGGUGAACCCCCGAGCCAUCGCUGUGGAUCCGAUCCGAGGCAACCUGUACUGGACAGACUGGAAUCGAGAAGCUCCUAAAAUUGAAAUGUCAUCUUUAGAUGGAGAAAACAGAAGAAUUCUGGUGAAUAAAGACAUUGGACUACCCAAUGGUUUAACCUUUAACCCCCUGUCGAAAUUGCUCUGCUGGGCAGAUGCAGGAACGAAAAAACUGGAGUGUACACUACCUGAUGGAACUGGACGGCAUGUUAUUCAAAACAACCUCAACUACCCCUUCAGCAUUGUUAGCUACGCAAAUCACUUCUACCACACAGACUGGAGGAGGGAUGGUGUAAUAUCAGUCAAUAAAGACAGCGGCCAGUUUACUGAUGAGUAUCUCCCAGACCAGCGAUCUCAUCUCUACGGGAUAACUGCAGUCUACCCGUACUGCCCAGCAGGAAGAAAGUAAAUAAUAGCAUCGUAAAGGACUUGAGUUUACAAUCAGAAUCUGGACCCUAAAGAACAUUUACUGCAAAGGCGAAGAAAGUGAAAAAGGAAUUGGCCAUUAGAAGUUUCUGAGCAUACAAAAUGGACAUUUUCAGUGCAAAAAGACUAAGUAUAUUUUGUGAAAAGUUUAUACCUCAAUCUUUACUACUGUAUUUUUUAAAACAAAAGUUAUUGCAAGUUUAAAAGAGGUAAUAGAAUUUUAAUUGUUGAUUAAAGCAACUUUUUAUAAACAUUUAUAUCAUAUUUCAAAGGUCAAAUUCAUUCACCUAAGAACCAAUUAGAAAUAUGUUAAGAUCCUAAAUCUGAUUUCUACUAUGAGUUCUUUUUGGCCAAGAAAUUAAAGCACAUAUGACCAGUAUAAAAAUAAAUCCUAAAGAUCAUAAACCCUGACAUAGAGAAGGCUAUGCAGAACUGAUGGGAAACAGCCAACUUAUUUAUAGUUUCCGAAAAAAAGUUCUAAGUUUUUUUUACCUCUGCAUUUCUAUUUAUAUUAAAAGGUGCUAGAAUGUUUCAGUUUGUAUUUUCUGAUCCUGUAAGUCCAUCUAUAGAAUAACCCACAGAAAUUACAUUUAUAAAUACCAAAGAUGUAACAGUUCUCAAAUUUUCUAGAUUACUCCAAUAAAAUAUUUUAAGUUUUCCUAUGA